GGUCCUUCAGCCUGUGCAGACCUCCUCGCCAUGGCCUUGAGGCUCCUAAGACUGGCCCCCGUGUCCGCGUCCGCGCGCGGCCUCGCGGCGGGCGCCCAGCGCAUGGGAGGGAUUCACACAAGUGCACAGUGCAAGCUGCGGUAUGGUCCUUUGGCGUUCAUACUUGGCGAUAAAGCAAGCAAAAAACUGACGGAGCACAGCAGAGUGAUCACCGUGGAUGGCAAUAUCUGUUCUGGGAAAAGCAAGCUUGCAAAAGAAAUAGCGGAGAAACUAGGAUUACGGCACUUUCCGGAAGCAGGCAUACAUUACGCAGACACUACGACAGGAGACGGGAAGCUGCUGGACGUAGAGUUUAGUGGCAACUGCAGUUUGGAGAAAUUCUACGCCGACCCAAAGAGCAACGACGGCAACAGCUACCGCCUGCAGUCCUGGCUGUACGCGAGUCGCCUCCUGCAGUACGCCGACGCCUUGGAACACCUGCUGAGCACAGGUCAGGGUGUCGUGCUGGAACGCUCCAUUUUCAGUGACUUCGUCUUCCUGGAGGCGAUGUAUAACCAGGGCUACAUCCGGAAGCAGUGUGUGAACCACUACAGAGAGGUGAAGAAGAUCACCGCCAGCGAGUACCUGCCUCCGCACGUGGUCAUCUACGUCGACGUGCCUGUCCCCGAGAUCCAGAGUCGCAUCCAGAAGAAAGGAGAUGUAACUCAGCUCUUAAAUCAGAGGCUAUCCUUCUGUUUGUGUGCCCUUGUUAUUUUUAAACACAGAUUACCUCAGCAUUCUGGAGAGCCGGCUCAAGCUAUGCAGAUUGCUGAGAGCCCCCUUAAAUUAGGGAUCCUAUGUGACAGAUGGAAGAACAGUGAAAACUGUGAGGUUUUACAGUACAGUGCAUGGGAGGCUCAAGAUGCGGAAAAGGUGGUAGAAGAUAUUGGAUAUGUGAAGCUUGAGAAAGGGCCUUGGCUGAAGCAGGAUGAUCGUACUUUUUAUCAUCUGCGGAUGCUAGUUCAGAAUAAAUUGAAGGUGCUGAAUUACACAACCAUUCCUGUUUAUCUCCCAGAAGUCACGAUCGGAGCCCACCAGAGCGACCGCGUCUUCCACAGAUUCAGAGAGCUGCCAGGCCGGAGGUACGAGCCUGGGUACAAUGCUGACGUGGGUGACACGUGGAUCUGGCUGAAGUGAGCGGGACCCCUCUGCAGCUGUUCUCCACGAUGAAGGAGCUUCCCCGUCCACCUGCCUCUCAUGGACCCCAUGUAGUGUUAACAUUUAAAAUAAAUAAAUGAACCAGGAAUCACACAGGAGAAGAAAUGACCUAGAAAAAAGCAGUCUGCCCUGUAGUUUGGUUAGUGGAGUUGAAGGGAACAACUUCCAAGUAAGAGGGUUUAGAACUUUCCAGCUUCAUCUUAGAAUGAUCGGUAAUUCUCACUGGAGAAAAAAAAGGGUCUGCUCCAAAAGACCUACUGUUAGUGGGAGAAUUUCCUUUCCUCCCAGCUGAGCUCUGUAUCAUGCAAAUUUUGUACAUUGUUGCUUCAGACUCCCAGAAAUAAAGCUGUUUCUAUGUGAACGCCUCCCUGUCUACACACAGACACGGACACAUCACGUGUAUAUAGACAUACAUGCCUGUAUUUUCCAUUUCCCUGUGGUUUGCUUUGAUGUGGUUUGAUUUAAUUCAGACAAUUAUUAGGGUUGAGUUUUCCUGAAGUCUUGAUUUGAUUUGUUUUAGCAAUCUAACUGCUACAUUAGAGCAAAAAGAAAAAAAAAAGUGAAAACACCAGAAGGAGGAGGAAAUUACCUCGGGUUUAGAAAAGAAUGUGUUUGUUUCAGAAGAGGCUUUAGAGAAGGCUCACGCGACAGCCUUCAUCCGCUGAGCUCAGAGGACUGGAGCUGAGAAUGUGGAUGGGAGAAAAUGCAAACCCACAAUAGUACAGUUACUGACUUCUGUUUCUUGGAAGCCAAGCUGUUAAUGAGACAUGAGUAAUGAGAAAGAAAACCGCGUUUCUCUAUUCACCUCUGCUGAAAUGUAGAGAACAGAAGUAACAUGCAAAUCUCUUGCAGGCCAGCAGUCGUAUUCAGAGUUGUCAGUUCCCGCGGCUAUUUACAUUUAACCAGAAUGAGAGGCAGUAUAGUUCCGUUCCUCAGCUGUGCUGGCCACACUGGGAGAGCCCACGGCCGCACGGCAGUGGCUUCCAUCUUGGACAGCACGGAGGAGAACGUUUCCUGUUGGGCGGCACUGCCGUAGAGCAUGGCUUCAGAAGAGUACACGCUUUGUUUUCUCUUUUAGGUUUUAAGAACUGAAAAUAAAGUUUCCCAGCAGUUUUUGAGUUGGCGUCGAGAUUUAAGUGGCUGAAGUUUUGCAUUUCAGUGAGAAACUAACUGCUUUAAUCAUUAAAUGGAAGUGCGGCCAGGCACUGGGCCAGUCUUGCCGAGUCCUUUGGUCUCAGCGCCUCACAGACCCAUUAAGGCAAGCAGGAGAGGAAAAGAAAAAUGUCUUUAAUUAUCUUGGAUAUUCCUAAUGUCUUGGCUGUAAUGAGCAAGCUCUUCACG
Messenger RNA from Trichechus manatus latirostris (Florida manatee), 2538 nucleotides. RefSeq names its product NADH:ubiquinone oxidoreductase subunit A10 (gene NDUFA10). The transcript is spliced from 11 exons. Bases 31 to 1176 code for a protein of 381 amino acids. Gene Ontology annotation, biological process: mitochondrial electron transport, NADH to ubiquinone. Gene Ontology annotation, cellular component: cytoplasm. NCBI's taxonomy places the organism in Eukaryota, Metazoa, Chordata, Mammalia, Sirenia, Trichechidae. The record is from RefSeq and is a predicted model, not a curated record.